Molecule: messenger RNA, 4242 nt
Organism: Malassezia sympodialis ATCC 42132
Lineage: Eukaryota; Fungi; Basidiomycota; Malasseziomycetes; Malasseziales; Malasseziaceae
Product: WD40 repeat domain-containing protein
Cellular component (GO): cytoplasm
Molecular function (GO): protein binding
Source: RefSeq, a predicted model, not a curated record
AUGAGCCACGCCGCGGCGCUCCUCGUCCCGCUGGGCGCGGCGCUGGCGCCGCCCUGCGUGCCCCCGCUCAUUGGCGCGCACUACCAAGAGCAACAUGUUGAUCCAGAGGAGCGCAAAGAGGCGAAUGAUGAGAGCGCAUGGUCUGAUGCCGGCAGCGACGCUGAGCCUGUGUGGUCCGUCCCCUGGUUUCAUGCUGGUGGCGCAUCGAGCCCCGACGCACUGAUCAAGACAGGCGAGGUGCGCGCUGCUAUGGGGGGCGACGAGGGCAGUGUAUAUGUGUUUGCGCGUGCUAUUACACGCCCGGAUGGCACUGCGCCCCCUGACGAGGCGCCAGCGACACCGUCGCCGCCUGUCGAGCCUCGGUCAUCCACCUUGUCGCCCUCUGAGAAUGCGCGGCCUGGCAUUGUAACGCGGAGACACCACCGCCAAAACUUGCAGCUACUUGUCGCAAGCCUUGCUCCGAGCGAUGUGUCCUCGUUGCAUAGUGCUCCUCCGUCUUGCGCGGCGACGUCGCCCCAGAUAGGACGGCGGGAUCCGACGGUCAGCACGUCCCAUGCGACGGCUUCGUCCACGCCCGAGGAUCCUAAGCGAAGCCUUGCUGAAAACCUCCUCGAGGCUCAGUACCAUGCAGCGGAUGUGCCAACCGUCAUUGAGCAUCCUUUUCACGACCAUCCCAAGUAUGUGCCACAUGUUCAUACACACCAUGCCGCUGCCGAGGCGCCUGAUAAGGCGCCCACGAAGGCGCCUGCUGAAGCGUCUGCACCGAUACCCAUGACGGCGCCCUGUACAGACCCCGCGCCCGACCGGCCGUCCGCCGGUGAACCGGCGCCCUGGACUACGGAUGACGCCACACCCUGGUCCUGCCAGCGGUGCUUAUACUCGCCCGAUGCGUCAGCUGUCGUUGCCAUCACUGUGACGGGCACGCCAUCUGACCCUGGUCUCCUACUUGUGCAGCAGGCGUCUGGGCGUCUCACUGCAUGGGAUCGGACGACUCUUACGAUGCUUGGCACCGUCUCUAUCAACGCAGGUUGCCAUGACUCCUCUGGGAUGACGGACAUCGUAUUCGAGUAUCAGGCGGCUAGCACUGACAAGCCCGUAUACCAAAGCGUUGCUCGGUGUACCUACCGCAUGGAGGCUCCGCCUGAUCUGGGCCCAUACCACGUCGCGCCCGUGCGCCUCGCGAAGGGAUGCGAGCCCAUGGCACCCUGCGUCGUUGUCCAAUGGCCCGGUUCCGCUGCGUAUGCUUUCCUGCUGUAUGUCGAUACGGCGCGUGCAGCGCUGCUACCCGCCGCCGUGCUGCACCUAUCGAGUGCAACGUCUGUGAUGCUCUGGGAGUUGCAAUCCACCAGUCUCGUGCUAUACUCGCUAGACGAGGCGGCUUGCUGGCACACCUCACAGUACGAUGUCUAUGGUCAGGGCCUUGACGCUCCUUGCGGCGCGUCUAGCGAUCCGGCGCUUUCGACGCUCCAGCAGCGGCUGCGGGCACCGGACGACGUGUCGGCGCCGCUUCUCGAUGUCCACGUCGCUACUUCUCUCGACCCGACGUCCACCGCGCGCCUCGCCAUGGUAGAUGCGCCUGUGGAUCAAGCACUUUUGCUGGAUGACAUGCUCGUAUGUGCGUGCGGUGGAGAUAUGCCGGCCCUCGUCGGUGUCGCCCGCGCCUCGGGCUCCGAGGCGCCCGAGGUGGUGCGCCUGGCCCUGCCGAGUGCAGCUGAGCAGCUCGUGCAGCUUGGCACGCGCGUUGGUGUUGCAUGCACCGCCCAUGCCCUGACCGUACAGGCGAUGUUGCGCGCCGAGGCGCCGCAUUUGGCGAUCAUCGAUGAGGCGCUCUGUGACGCCGUGCAGCUGGCCGUUCCAGUCCCUGACCUCCUUGUCCGUGUGCUGCGCACCGCCCCAGACGGCCCAGCACCGCUUCCGCGCUGGAGUGCAAUCCUUCCACUAAGUCUGAAUCGCCUCGUGCUGGGCCUGCCUACUGGCGGCCUCGCUGUGGCCUCGCUGAACGACGUGCUGAACGAUGCACCAGCAGCACAGACGGCCGUGGCCCACUCGCAUGCGUCGUGGGCCGCGCCCGUAUCGUCGCUGCAGCUCGUGGCGAAUCCCCGCACAGGCACGCGGCACCUGAUGGGCGGCACGGCGCAGGGCGACUUGGGCGUGUGGGGCCUCACGACGCUGCGCAGUGAGGCGGCGUGGUCGUGGUUCACGUCCCCGCUCCAGGCGUUUGUGCCGCUCACGGGCGUACCGCCCCAUUCGCGCUUGUACGGCUGUGUGCUCUGUGUUUCGCUGGACGGCACAAGUGCACUGCUAGCGCUCGACGACGUGCGACUCGUGCAGCUAUUCCCCGGCUGUGGCGCGCCGUUGACCUCUGUGGCCGUGCGCGAUCAUCAAGUCCUGCUCCUCUAUGGCACAUCGCGCGCGCGGAUCUGGGACCUGCGAACGCUCGAGAUGGUGCGCAGCAUCACGCCUGUCGAGGCACGCACGCUCUUACACGACGCGCAGCCAUCGUGGCUCAUGUAUGCGAUCCCAUCGUCGCCACGCAGCGCGCCGCCACGCAGCGAUGCUAUCACUGGCAUGCUCUCGCCCUGUGGCGGCGCACAAGCAGAGGCUGUGAGCGUUCUUUUGGCGGAUGUUCGGCGCGCUAUUGAAGCAGGGGCGCAGACGCUGCGGACGGCGCUCCAAGUGCCGUCACUUGUACCGCUCCUCGAGGCGCGCACGCGCCACGUGCUCGAGGCCCACGCACCCGAAGCGCCUGCCCUGCCUGCCGAGAGUGCGGGUGCGGCCAAGCUGCAGAGUAUGCUGCAGCCUCUGCUCCCCCUGUUCUGGCCCACCGCGCUAGACGCGGUCUUUGGCGCAGCAUCCUCGUGCGACGCCUACCCAGGCAGUGCGCGCGUGCUAGGCUUUGUGAGUAUGGCAUGCCAUGCUGGUGCAGCUCAGCGCUUCUGUCAGUCGCCGGAGGCGACGGCGCAUCAGUUGCUGGCCGCUGUAUCGCUCGCGCUGCUAUGGGAUGCUAUUCACACUGAAGCGCGUGGUGUACUACAUGCGCUGCUCUCACCUGCCUUCCUCGCGCAGCUUGUGGGCCCCGCGUACUGCCCUCCAUCUCUUGCCGCGCUUGGCGUGCAUGUGCUGGACGAGAACGAAGUGUUGCGCACGGCUGCCAAGCUCCUCUUGGCGCGGUACGUGCCUGUUGCGACGGAGAGCGAGCUUACGGAGCUGGAGCGGACGUGGCGUGGACAUGUGCCCCUUGCGCCGUCGGACCCCGCCACGCCAUGCACGCCGUACGCUGUGCUGGUGCUGGGACUCGUGAUGUGUGAGCGGUACGCGCACUUUUCGCCCUUGCUGCUGAAACGCGUGGCAGCGAUGGUCGCAGCAUACCUCGCGCGGCCUGCCGCCGACUCGCUGCCCAUAUGGGUCGCGACGGAGCUAUGCUGUACGGGGUGCCACGUGUGGCAGCACUAUGUCGACACCGUGGCACUCGUGCGGCAUAUUUUCCGCGUGGCCACCGAGCCCGACGAUGUGGCUGCGACGCAUCUCCGUCUCACAGGCCUUACGCUGCGUGGCCUGGCGCGACGUGCGACACUUGAGCUGGCCUCGAAGCACGGUGCCCUGUUUAUGAGCACGCUGGCCAUGGACAUUUUGCACGCUCCGUCGGUCGAGCAGAGUCAAGUGACGCUGCGCCUCGUCGCGUUCUUGAUCCGCCAAAAGCCGCUCGUGCUGUAUCCCAGCCUGCCACGCCUUGUUGAGGCUGUCGUCAAGUCACUUGAUCCCACAUUAGUGGCGGUGCGCUCGUCGCUGACGCGCUCCGCGACGGUGAUGAUCAAGGAACUCGUCGAGACGUACCCUUCGAUUGCGUUCCACAGCGGCACGCAGCGCCUCGCGGUCGGUACCCACGACGGCCCUGUCGUUCUGUACGAUCUCAAGACGGCGACGCGGCUCUAUGUGCUUGACGGACAUACGGCGCCCGUUACCGCGUGUUCGUUCUCGCCAGACGGCCGGCGCUUCCUCUCCCUGUGCCUAAGCGAGGGCCUCGUGCUACUAUGGCGCCUUAGCGCUGGCUUCGUCGAUAUGCUACGCCCGCGACGUACCAAGGGUGAGGCGUCAGCGUAUCGGUCCAUCCCCUUGCAUCUUGGCGACGCCGCGCAGCUCCCACUCGCCGACACACUGGGCGGUGUCUCGCUCCAGUGGCGUGACGCGCACGGUGUCCACAUGCGCAUUGGCGAGGCGCACGUGAAUUUAAGUGUGACAUAA